This is a messenger RNA of Ruditapes philippinarum (Manila clam), 946 nucleotides long. Its product is annotated as centrin-1-like. The coding region runs from base 113 to 649 and encodes 178 amino acids. The record is from RefSeq and is a predicted model, not a curated record. Lineage: Eukaryota; Metazoa; Mollusca; Bivalvia; Venerida; Veneridae. The transcript is spliced from 6 exons.
AUAAAACGUCUGUUCAAGUAUUCCAUUGUGUUUUUAUUUUUGUGUGUUUUUUUUAACUUCAAAAAUUAAUGGCAGCUUAGCAAGUGUAAAUCGGAAUAUUUCAGCGUAAAACAUGACGGAGCUUACCCAGGAGCAGUUAGAAGACUUGCGAAGAGCGUUUGAUCUAACUCAAGAUUCGGGAGUUGUCGACCAAUAUGGGGCAAAGAAAAUGCUACAGAUCUUUAACAUGAACCCAACAACUGAAGAUGUUGCGAAACGCUAUCUUGAACACAAUAAAAAUGAAAGUUCCGGACUAACAUUUGAAGAGUUUGAGAACGUGUUUCAUGACUAUCUCGUUGAACAUCCUAAAGUUCCCGGCGCUCUUGAGAAGACAUUGACUGACCUAUUUGAUGGACAAAUUAACAAGUCCGAGCUAAGAAAGAUUUUAACGGAGAUGGGAUCAGAACCUUUUGAACCAGAAGAAGCCGAUGAAGUUAUUAACGAGAUAAACUUUGAUGAAAAUGGAACUAUUUCACAGGAAACGUUAAAAGAGUUUCUUCUAAACCGAGUGAAAAUGAGGCUUCCAAGUGUACAAACGGAACAAGAGAACGGACGGCUCGGACAAACUGAAAAUGCACCAACAACCAUUGAAGAUGAUAAUGAAUUUUAAGUAAACUGUUAAUUCCGCAAACUAAUUUGACGACGCUACACAUAUAUUGACAUUUAAAUAGCAUUGUGUUGUCUACAUCAAGUAAUAUACAUGUAUGUCAUGAACCUGACUGCAAUAAUUUUAUCGAAUGCAGUAACAUGCUUUUAAACAAAAUAUUCAUUUGGUUUGUAUAUUGAGGGUAGACCGCAAAACCGUUGUUAGUCUUUCUUUACUUUUUAUAUACUUACUGCAAUUUAACGGUCACCCCUAUGCCUUCAUUAUCGUACUUACAAAGAAAACUGAUAAAAGUUUAUAUAA